UGAUCGUGGGGAGUUGAAUUCCGUUCGAUCGGCCGUUGAGAACCACCGCGUUUCGUAGCACUAUACACUGUAUUACACAUUCACAAACACGCAUACUCCUACGUAUAAAGUACGCGUGUACCCUUCACUAGUGCAGAGGAGAGAACCGAGGCGAGCCGAAGGUGACCGAGUAGCGGCGCCGAACGGAAUCGUCAUCGACGCGGCGUCGAGGCAGCUACGCUCACUCUGCUCCGAGCUGUCGAACGCGACGCACGCGCCUCCGCUUCGCUUCCUCCUUCUCUACGAGUUAUACUCUCCACAUUUAGAGGCAUAUUUCCCUCGCUUUCUCGCACCGAGUAUUAUCAUCAUCAUCAUCAAACGAGAGAGGAGGCCCGGUCUCGUAUCUCUCUCUUCUUCUGGGAACAUUCAGUCAGUCUGUUCGUGAACGUCCAACUACUAGUUCUCGCUUCAAGCCCGAAUCGAGUAUUAUUCCUGCUCGUAUCGUUCUCGCGCUGUUUGCUUUGGAUCUUUCAUCGACAAGGUUGUUUCUCUGAAUCGCUCUUCUCUCGUGUCUCGCACAGCAGCUUUCGCUCCUCGACCCGUGCUAUCUCUUUGUUUCGAAUCGCACGAGCACAGAGAUGUCUUCCGUUAAAACGUUCCAUGUUUAAUCUCGCUCGUCUUCACUUCGAUCGUCGUCAAUUCUCUCUCGGUAUUUCAUACUCGAGGAAACGAAACGUAAAUCGAAAUCGAGUUCUCCAAUUCUCCGUUCUUUCGUAUUUUUUAAAACCGUAAUCAUUCUUCUUGGAAAAGUUUUUAUCUGAACACCAGAUUCGUCCAACGAUAUUGGAUUUUUCGCUAUCGGUCUACGUGACUUCUCGUAACGCGUUCUCGUCCAAUAGACGUUAAGAAGUCGACCCUCGGAGAACUCUUGCAGGCUGGUUCGUCGAUAAAAUUGGAAUCGUUUUCCCCGAAGGAAGCCGUUCGCGUAUAGCCCCCGUGCGCACAAUCAGACAUUGUUGAAUGCCGUGCAACUCGAGAGCCUACGCACUACGGUUGUCCUCGAUGGAGGAUGCCAAUCGCUCCGCGACUGAUCUCAGGGACGAUAGACGGGUUCGAGGGCAGAAUGGAGGCAGCUGGAGUUGCGAGACGACUUAAAGGCUUUGUCGUGAUAAGAGAUUGUCGAGGUCGAGCCUCGUGUUCGGAGGUUCGGGCUUUGCGUGAGGACAGAGUGGUGCGGAAGGUGGGGACGCAAGAUCGUGUGGCUCGAAGGUAAAGAAAAAAAAGAGAGGGGGAGAGACAGGGAGAGAGAAAGAGAGAAGGAAAAAAAAAAAAAAAGAAAGAAAGAUAUUACGAAAGGAGGAACGGAAGACCAAGAACCCUUUUACACCUGGUUAAGUUGCAGAGUUUUCUGGGGUAUAUAAGGGAUACAAGAUCAAACGCUCCAGAUGGAAUCGCCUUCGGCCCAGGACCGUCUUAUCGAGGCCCAAGAAGAUUUCACCUCGGCGGAAGCAACAUCUGCGUCGACUGAGGAACCGUCGACGAUCACGGAGACCGAAUCAACGGAACGCGACGAAGAUGUCGGUUGUUCGAUGACUGCCGCCGAAGAGGUGGACGAUGUCAUCGUUCGCGAAUCCAUCGAUAACGAGGAAACGUUCGUCAGUGUAGAAUCGUGCGAGGCUUCGCUCGCUUCUCUCGAGACCUCGAACGACUCUUCGACCGACGAAGGUCGACUAGAUUUCUCCGACAUGGGUCUUAAAUUGGGGAAGAACGAGAAACGAUCCGAGGAAGAUGAAGGUGAAGAUGCGGUGAACGUAGAAGUGAAAUCGAACGAAUUAAUCGUUGAACAAGAUUGUUUAGAGGCGGUAUCGACAUCGACGUCGACAUCUACGACGAUAUUAACUAUAUGCACGACAUCGCAGACAACGGUAUCUACAAGCAUGGCAGCAUCGUUAAUUUCAUCAUCAAUGUCGUCGUCGUCGUCGUCGCCAUCGCCAUCGCCAUCGCCAUCGCCGUCGCCGUCACCGUCGCCGUCGCCAUCGCCGUCUCCAUCGCCAUCGCCAUCGCCGUCUUCGUCGAUGAUUCAAUGCGUCGAAAAACAGACGGAGUAUUGCAAAACCAGUGACGGCGAAUUCGUCACCUCGUCGCCGAUAUGUAGAAAGAGACCGGCUAGCGAUUUCCUUCCGAUCAAUGCGGAGAUCAAGCGAAUCGGCGUCGAGAUGCCGGAGAACGAAUCUAAUCAAGUAAGGAGGAUCUCCCCCGUGUUGGUCUCUCUUCGAGAGCGCACCCUCGGUGAGAUAUCGUUGUCCUCGGACUCGUGUCUGUUCGAUAACGACGUCGGAAGUCGAUGUGUGCCGAGAAACAACAGGAUUCUCGAUGAUUUGUUAACGAGCACUAACUGUAGAUUGACGACGAGCGCGGGUCUAGAUGAUUCUUUUCAAACGGAUCACGAUACCGAGAUUGCAAUAGAUUGCACGGACACUGCGGAACGCAGGAUCUGCAGAGUAGCGACAUCGUUGGAAGGUGAAUGUACCAAUGGCAGCGUCGAGGAGGCGCUGGCAGAGCAGAGCGAAAAGCUCGAGUACCCGGACCCGUUCAUCGACGAGGAUUCCUGUUGUUCCCUGUCUCGCGACAGCCCCGAGAGGAAUCUUAAAAAGUGUCAGGAGCCGAAACAGUGCGAGGAGCCGAUCGACGACGAGUGCUCGUGCAACGACACCAUGCCUGCGAACGAUGCUUGCGCUAUUGCGCACGACGAAACAUCUAAUGAACUGAUAAAAAAUUCGUUACCCAAUUUAAUAGUUAAGGUGGAACAGAUCGAUUUGUCCCGUUACUUAGCGGCCGAGCGGAAAGAUAAGAAGCGUAUGGUUAUCGUACCUAAGAGGAAGCAAAAGAAGAGUAGCGAAUGCAAGGAUGAUGCCGGUAACGUAGACGUAAGGACUGAUCCCAAAGAAUCGUUGCAGUGUUUCGUCCCAUUGUGCACUUAUACGAACGAAAGUGAUGAAAAGACUGAGUCACAGGACCAGGAGAAACAAGUAGACUCCGUUGUAGUAUCCCCGUUGCAAACGGCACAAGAAAAAUUAGAGUCAUCUUUCACCACCCCCAUUAAGGAAUGCAAGGUGCUGUUACAGAGGAUAACGUUGCCGAAAGCGGUAAGAACGAUGACAACGAUACAGACAUUGGACAAGGAAGAAACGGCACCGAGGGCGAUAAUAGAAAAGUUGGCCGAGGACGAGGAGGUCGUGUUUUCCUUCCCUCUACCUUCCUCCACGAAUCUGCAAACGUUGAACAAUUUAGAUUCGAUCGAGACGGCGAGACCCAGCUCCCCGGAGGAGUUGUUGGAAUCUACUACUACGGAUGUUCCAGAAGCUAUCGAUACGGAAACGGAGACCGAGACCGGUUCCGAUAGUUCUGAAAUGUCGAGCAUGACGAACGUACGCCUCGGUGGAUGCGACGAUGACGCUGCUUCCGACCAAAUAUCCUGUCAAGAGAGUGAGUCCAUUUGUUGCGUCGACAUUAAUCCGGAGAUCAUAUCGAGGUUGGAGCCGGAAAGACCGGAAGCUUUCACCGAAGAUUCAGCGGAAAGUUUGGCCCUUGCUACCGGUGCACGAGACGAGGUUAGAUCGGAUGGAAGCGAUUCUGGUCUGGGAAGCGAGAUUCCUGGUGAUCCAGGGCCCGCACCAGUACCGGAAAGCGAUUCCGAGACUUCUUUCUUAGAUAGGAUACCAGAUGAUAUACUUUCCGACAAAGAAAAAGCAGUGAAUCAAUUGGAUAGCUUUGUGCCGAACGUGGAUGUAUCCGACACGCCACAGACGCCAUUGACGAAUUUUCGUAGUCCUUCGAAGAGUAAUCUGAAACGAAGAUUGAUGGAUUGUAUGGAAGGGGUUCCUAGCCCAAAGAGAAGCAAUACGGACGAAUCCAUGAAAAAGAAACGCAAUAUUCAGUUCGACGCAGUCACAGUUUAUUAUUUUCCCAGGGCACAGGGUUUUACUUGUGUACCUUCUCAGGGUGGCAGCACUCUUGGCAUGAGCGCAACACACACUCAUGCUGAACGAUUCUCGUUAUCGGAGCAUGCCGCUGAACAGAGGCGAAUUCAUCGUGCUAGACUAGCUCAAUUACGCUCCGAGCGUGCUGCAAAUUGCGUAUCGGAAGCAGCCUCCAGUUCUGAGGAUCCUAGCGAUGAUACAGACGAGGAACAAAGUGAUAACGAGGAUCUGGAUAUCGAUAGUUAUUACUUCUUGCAACCAGUGCCUACAUGGCAGAGACGAGCUUUACUUAGAGCAGCAGGAGUACGUAGAAUAGACGCGGUCGAGAAGGACGAGUGCCGCGAUAUUAGAGCUAGCAGAGAACAUUGUGGUUGCGGGUGUAAAGGAUACUGCGAUCCUGAGAGUUGUCCUUGUAGUCGAGCUAAUGUAAAGUGCCAGGUUGAUAGAGCGGGUUUCCCUUGCGGAUGUACUCGCGAUGGUUGUGCAAAUAGUUCAGGCAGGAUCGAGUUUAAUCCGGUACGAGUACGAACGCAUUUCAUUCACACGCUAAUGCGGUUAGAGUUAGAAAAAAAGCAACGAGAAGAAGAAGAAGGCGCGGAUCAUGACGCUUCCGACAAUCAAAACGGUAGAAGUCCGUUAAGAGAAAUCAAUUUAGGAUCCGUGAUGGAGAAUAGGACCACGGAAUCGUGUUUGAAUGGCGGUGGAUUUACGACGUUGCAUUAUGAGAAUCACGAUGCUAGAGACGGAGGGACAAAUUGUCAGCCAGAAGUAUCUGGUACUAGAGAGGAUAGCCUGGAUUUGUAUGCGAUUAGAGAUGAUUGUUAUCCUAGCGAAGAUACUGUUGAUGGUACGCAGGGACCUCAAAGGAAACUUCAUCCUGAAUUUAGUCAAGCUUUUCAAACAUUCUCAGGCCAAACAAGUGCCGGAGUAAAUUUUCAACAACCUGCUUAUCAGGAUUAUCAGCCUUACGCUAAUCUCCCUUCCACAUCUAGGGUGCAAUUUCAGCCGCAAUUCCAAACGGUGCCAGGAAAUGCAGGGUUCUCACAUUAUGCGCCUUACGGACAAGAUACCGGAUCAAUUCAGGGGAACUGCCAGGUCCAUCCCGGACAACAUUCUUCCAGCUAUGAAACUAGUUUUGCGCAAGAUGAAACAACCGGAUCACAAUAUACAAAUUUAAAUUCGGUACAACCAAUGAAUACUGUGGUUCAACAGAUGGGUAAACUAGAACCAUUUUCUGAACUUUUGUCUGGUAGAUAUUCGUAUUACGGUGAAAUGGAGCCUCAGCCGCACAGUACUUAUCACGGUAAUGGAACCAAGGUUGAGGUAGAAAAGAACCAAGCUAACGAACAGCAAUCGGAAAGUACAGAGGAGUGCGAUGAAAAUUUUGGGGAAAUCAUAAAAAAAUCAAUGGUUGAGACUGUAUCCGCUUAGGUCAAACUGUAGAUACAAAGAAUUGUCUAUGUGCAAGUCCGUCAAAACGUUUUUGACCCAUAGUGAUUUAUAAUGAAAAAUAGAGUAAUUUCGACAAGUUUUCGUCGGAAACCUCGCGAAUAAAAGAAAAAAAAAAAAAAAAAAAA
This is a messenger RNA of Apis laboriosa (Himalayan honeybee), 5536 nucleotides long. RefSeq names its product serine-rich adhesin for platelets (gene Axud1). Gene Ontology annotation, cellular component: nucleus. The transcript is spliced from 5 exons. NCBI's taxonomy places the organism in Eukaryota, Metazoa, Arthropoda, Insecta, Hymenoptera, Apidae. The record is from RefSeq and is a predicted model, not a curated record. Gene Ontology annotation, biological process: regulation of transcription by RNA polymerase II. Bases 1425 to 5390 code for a protein of 1321 amino acids. Gene Ontology annotation, molecular function: sequence-specific DNA binding; DNA-binding transcription factor activity, RNA polymerase II-specific.